Callorhinus ursinus (northern fur seal) is the source of this 2731-nucleotide messenger RNA. The record is from RefSeq and is a predicted model, not a curated record. NCBI's taxonomy places the organism in Eukaryota, Metazoa, Chordata, Mammalia, Carnivora, Otariidae.
GGUGGUUAAAAUACCAGUAACACGUGGGGAGGCCAGGGAGAUUUCUGUGGUGUGGGGCAGUGAGGUGUGGUGACCAUAGGCAUGUGGCUGUGGGAUCCAGUCUCAAGAACGAUGUGUCCUUGGAGAGGGAGUAUGCCUGAUUGACGCCAGGGCCCUGGUUUUCAGCAGAAUAACCUGGAUGGCCAGGAAGAUCCCUCUAUGCCAGGGCCACAACUUCGAUAUAUAUAUGCUUGUCCACCUGCCUCCUCUUGUGUCAGCGGGACCCUGCGAUCGGUGGGCCACGAGGAGACAUGGUGGUGCCAUGGCACCCAGGCACGGGGGCCUGGUUUCUCCUCUCGGUUGGGGAGAUCAGGGGGAGGAUGGGCAUAGGGUAGAUGUGGGUGGGAAAAGGGGUAUGGGUUCUUGGGAGAGGGGCUUUUUGUGGUUUCAUCUGUCCCCAUCCUGCCAGGGCAGGGUGACCUUUGAAGACGUGGCCGUGUACUUCUCCUGGGAGGAAUGGGGUCUCCUUGAUGAGGCUCAGAGAUGUCUGUACCAGGAUGUGAUGCUGGAGAACUUGGCACUUAUAACCUCCUUGGGUUGUAGGCAUGGUGCGGAGGAUGAGGAGGCACCUGAGCGGAAGGUUUCCGUACAAGGCGUGUCCCAGGUCAGGACUUUCAAGGCAGUUGUGUCUCCCCAGAAGGCCCAUUCUCGUGAGGUGUGUGGCCAGGACUUGAGAGACAUUUUGCUCUCCACCGAGCACCAGGCAACACUUUGUGGACAGAAUCUCUACAAGAUUGAGGCAUGUGAGAAACAGUUGUGUUUUGAAGCAAACCUUCAGCACCAGAAGGAGCACAUUGGAGAGAAAUGCUUCAGAGGCAACAUGGCCAGAGCUUCUUUUGUGAAGGACUACAAAUUGUGUGUGUCAGGGAAACCCUUUUCCUGUGGGGUGGUUGAGAGGGACAUCUUGGCCACCUCGAGAUUCUUCCAGCAGCAGGCCACACACAGCAGGGAGAAGUCAUACAGGACGACGGAGUAUGGGGCAUCCUCUCGUGGAAGGAAAGCGCAACGCAACUGGGAAGGCGCAAAGGACUUCACUUGCAAACACACACUUGUUCACCACCAGAGAGACCUCGCUAGAGAGAGAUGCUUCAUGUGCAGUGAAUGUGGGAAAUCUUUUAGCAAAAGCUACAGCCUCAAUGACCACUGGAGAGUGCACACUGGGGAAAAGCCUUAUGAGUGUGGGGAAUGUGGGAAGUCCUUCAGGCAGAGCUCUAGCCUCAUUCAGCACCGGAGAGUUCACACUGGAGCAAGGCCUCACGAGUGUGACGAAUGUGGCAAAUUGUUUAGUAACAAGUCUAACCUCAUUAAACAUCGGAGAAUUCACACUGGGGAACGGCCGUAUGAGUGUAGUGAAUGUGGGAAGUCCUUCAGCGAAAGCUCUGCGCUCCUCCAACACCGCAGUGUUCACACUGGAGAAAGGCCUUAUGAGUGCAGUGAAUGUGGGAAAUUCUUUACCUACCACUCCAGUCUCAUAAAACACCAGAGAGUUCACUCGGGAUCGAGGCCCUAUGAGUGCAGUGAAUGUGGAAAAUCCUUUACUCAAAACUCCAGCCUCAUCGAACACCGUAGAGUUCAUAGUGGAGAAAGGCCUUACAAGUGCAGCGAAUGUGAGAAAUCUUUUAGCCAAAGCUCCGCGCUGCUUCAACAUCGGAGAGUUCACACUGGAGAAAGGCCUUAUGAGUGCAGCGAAUGUGGGAAAUUCUUUACUUACAGUUCCAGUCUCCUCAAACACCAGAGAGUACAUACUGGAUCAAGGCCUUAUGAGUGCAGUGAAUGUGGGAAAUCCUUUACUCAAAACUCCAGUCUCAUUAAACACAGGAGAAUUCACACUGGAGAAAGACCUUACGAGUGCAGCGAAUGUGGGAAAUCCUUUAGCCACAGUUCUAGUCUCAUUAAGCACCGAAAAGUGCACACUGGAGAAAGGGUUUAGGAGGACAGUGACUUUGGGAAACGUUCGCCUCUGUCUUCCAUUUCAGUGCCCAUUCAAAUACUCACACUGAAAACGGCUUUAUGAGUGUUGGAACGUGGGAUAUUCUUUACCUAUGAGUCCAAGCUCCUAAACCACCACAGUGUCUCCUUAGAUGAAGGCCUGUGAAUGUGAAGAAUGUGGGAGAUGGCUAACCAAAGGCUAGCCUCAUUGCUCUCCAGAGAACUCACGGUAGUGAAAGGCCUUACAGAUGCAGUGAAUAUGAGAAAGCCUUCAUCUGAAGGACUUUACCUCAUAGGACUUCACAAAUUUCAAAGGGGAGAACUACCUUAAAUGUGCAGGUAUUUAAUUGAUGAAUGUGACAACACGGGAGGAGAUCCCUUAUGAAGGUGCCAUCUGCCUGUGUUGAAGCUCAUACAGUCAGACAUCUACAUAAAUCCCGGGUAUGUGGCAGCUGCAUUGCAGUCUUUGAACCUGCCCAGGGGCCGUGCCCCAGUGUCAGGGCAAUUGCUGGAUGACUAAUGAAUAGCCUGAGCGCUUACUCCUUCCCCGUUUUUCCUCUCUGAGGAGAGGGCAUGCAUCUCCCCCAGUUUUGUCCUGCGGGACUGUCGGUGAUUUGAAAAGGUGGACGACAUUUUUCAGGAUUGUUACUGUCCUCAUGAGACUCUGUGAUGGCAUUUCCCAGCCUCCAAAUCACCAACCCAGGAACAUUCUGCCUCCCGUUGCUCUUGCUGUAUGACAAUAAAGAUCUUAUUGUUUAAGCCA